AUGUUAACAUUUGGCCCGAUUAACAUUUACGUACCGGGGUUCCCCGAUAAAAUACACUUACUAGGCGUGAACUCAACGAUCGAGCCCGAAUUGAAUGCGUUAAUUAAAAGCUAUAAGCCUGAAUUCCAGAAACGGAUCUCGUUCACCACGCAUAAAGAGUUGGACAAGGUGAUUGCGUUGAGUGAAUUGCCCGUGAAUGUAGGUGGUCAACGCAAAAAGCUUAACCGUUUACCCAAAAAUAUUCAAAGUGGUAAAUGUCUUAAACAUCUCGAUAAGAUACCAACCAAAGAUUGGAAGACAUUUACGAACACAAGCAUUGACUGCAUUACCGAAGGCAUGAAAGAGGCGAAUGCGGUUAAGCGACUCAAGGAUUCGCUUUCAAAACAUUAUGAAAAAGAUAAAGAUUUGAAAUCUAUUGAGAAGAGAAAUGCAGACUUUUUGCUCGAACGAUAUCUCGUGGCCACCAAUAAAUUUAUGACAUUUUAUUGCAGUCAACAUAGUGAAGCCGAGGCACUAAAGUGGUUGAUAAAGGCUAUUGAUUAUGGUAAAAAUAUGCAAGUUAUGACACACACUGAGCUUGACUAUCCAUCCGAGUUUUUCGCCACCGGUGCCGUCCAUUAUGUGGGCAAAUCACGGACCGGACAACCGGUUGUAUCCAUUUGUUUUCGCUGUAUUCGGCCGUUCACUCGUAUGAGUGCCGCAAUGUUAGACUUAGCGCAUAACUAUAUCCUUCAACGAUGUAAAACAGCACUCUUUGACGCCAAAGAGAAAAAUUUUCACGUCGUUAUCGACUUUACCGGUACUAAAGGCGAGAACAUUGAUUUUAGUGACUUUAUACCGGGCACUCCCGAUAAGAUACAUAUAAUAGGCCUAAAUCCAUUGCUUGAGGAGAUAGCUAAAUUACUCAAAGAAUUUAAGCCAGAUUUCAGGAAUCGCCUCUUGUUCACCAAUCAUAAGAAACUGAACAAAGUGAUCGCGUUGAGUGAAUUACCUGCGUGUGUAGGUGGCAAGGUGGGACGUAAAAAGGUGGGUCGUUUACCUAAAGGGUUUAAAAGUGGUAAAUGUCAUCAACAUCUCAAUAAGAUAACAAAUGAUGAUUGGCAGAAAUUGUUGGACACUAAUAUUGACUGCAUUGGUGAGGGAAUGCUAGAGGCGAAUGUGAAAACGGUCGACGAUUAUCUAAACACUAAAUGUAAAUAA
This is a messenger RNA of Medioppia subpectinata, 1200 nucleotides long. NCBI's taxonomy places the organism in Eukaryota, Metazoa, Arthropoda, Arachnida, Sarcoptiformes, Oppiidae. The record is from the annotation of a GenBank genome assembly.